Messenger RNA from Pyrus x bretschneideri (Chinese white pear), 1773 nucleotides. RefSeq names its product metal tolerance protein 1-like. Gene Ontology annotation, molecular function: zinc ion transmembrane transporter activity. The transcript is spliced from 2 exons. Gene Ontology annotation, cellular component: plasma membrane; vacuole. Gene Ontology annotation, biological process: zinc ion transmembrane transport. NCBI's taxonomy places the organism in Eukaryota, Viridiplantae, Streptophyta, Magnoliopsida, Rosales, Rosaceae. The coding region runs from base 279 to 1511 and encodes 410 amino acids. The record is from RefSeq and is a predicted model, not a curated record.
UUUGCUCUGUUCUCACUCUCUCUCCCCCCCGUCCAUGCUUGUAGUCAAACAAAGCCAACAAGUCUUCUGGUCACUUGGAACAUCUGGUGAGGGCUAUAAUUGUAUUUGCAUUGAUGCGGUUGAAUUUGAUGACCAGUUGAGACAAAGGCUCCCCACCUCCCAAAAUUUUCCGAAGAUAAAAUGGCUCUCAGCGUUGCCAGUAGGCUGUAGCAUCUGCACUUGAAACACAGGGAGAGCCUUUUGCCAGUGGAAAACCGUAAGUGCCUAAAACUAAAAAGAUGGAACCACAAAAUAUUCAACAUUCACAGGUUAUUGAAAUCCAUCGAGAUGUUCACGAUGGUGAAACGAGUAAUAGUGGGAGUAAGAUUUGUGGGGAAGCACCAUGUGGACUUGCGGAUGUUGGAUCCAACUCUAAAGAUGCCAAAGACCGAUCAGCCUCCAUGCGCAAGCUUUUAAUAGCAGUGGUACUUUGUGUUCUGUUCAUGGCUGUUGAGGUAGUUGGUGGCAUUGAAGCCAAUAGUUUAGCAAUAUUGACAGAUGCAGCACAUUUGCUUUCGGAUGUUGCAGCAUUUGCCAUCUCCUUGUUCUCUUUGUGGGCGGCUGGCUGGGAAGCCACUCCCCGUCAGUCUUACGGGUUUUUUAGGAUUGAAAUUCUUGGUGCCCUGGUUUCCAUCCAGCUCAUAUGGUUGCUUGCCGGGAUAUUGGUAUAUGAAGCCAUAGUUAGAAUGAUACAUGACACAGGUGAGGUGAAUGGAUUUCUAAUGUUUCUCGUUGCCGCAUUUGGUCUAGUGGUUAAUAUAGCCAUGGCCAUACUGUUAGGCCAUGAUCAUGGACACGGACACGGACAUGGACAUGAUCACGGUGAUCACAGUCACGGAAUGACUAUUUCUGCUCAUCACCAUCACCACGAUCAUGCUCACGAGAAACACUCGCAUGGUCAUGAUCAUGAGGAGCACUCACAUGAUCAUGAGCACCCUCACACUCAUGAAGAUGAUCAUGAAUACCACCAUGCCGACAAGGAUCUUGCUGAGCCACUGUUGGAUAAGCCAAAAGAUGGGCAAGUAGAGAAGAAGCAACGGAACAUAAAUCUACAGGGUGCUUAUCUCCAUGUGCUUGGAGACUCGGUACAAAGUAUUGGGGUAAUGAUUGGCGGGGCAAUCAUAUGGGCCAAGCCGGAGUGGAAGAUAGUUGAUUUGAUCUGCACCCUAAUUUUUUCGGUCAUUGUUUUGGGGACAACUAUUAAGAUGAUGCGGAACAUACUUGAUGUCCUGAUGGAGAGCACGCCGAGAGAGAUUGAUGCAACGAGACUUGAAACGGGACUGUUGGAGAUGGACGAAGUGGUAGCAGUCCACGAGCUGCAUAUAUGGGCUAUCACGGUGGGGAAAGUCCUGCUGGCUUGCCAUGUGAAAGUUAGACCGGAAGCAAAUGCAGACACGGUGCUGGAGGACGUAAUAGCUUAUAUCAGAAGGGAGUAUAACAUCAGCCAUGUCACGAUCCAAAUCGAGCGUUAGCUGUCUUUCGAAAGGGCAAGAUGAUAUGGCUGCAUAUACUCUUCUUAGAAGGGUUUUAGAUUUUUUGGCAUCAAGAUUGUGGUAUUUAGGCAGGAAAUUGCUUUCAUUUCCUCCCUAUUAUCUAGAUGUAUGUUUGGUGCCAAGCUCUUGAUAGUUUGAAUUGAAGAUGUAGAUUCCAAUAACAACGGAGCCUGGAAUUAUUUUGUGGGUUGGUUAAGUUAAAAUUAUACUACGCAAUCAAAUGCUUAAAUUUUUUUUGUUA